Molecule: messenger RNA, 1437 nt
Organism: Bombus pascuorum
Lineage: Eukaryota; Metazoa; Arthropoda; Insecta; Hymenoptera; Apidae
Product: G patch domain-containing protein 11
Exons: 2
Coding region: 632-1375 (247 amino acids)
Cellular component (GO): kinetochore
Molecular function (GO): nucleic acid binding
Source: RefSeq, a predicted model, not a curated record
CUAUUUAUGAAAUUAUAAUUAAUACGAAUUUUUAUGAUUGAAUACUAGAUAUCAAUUUAUGUACGGUUCAUAAAAAUCAUGCAAAUAUAGAAUUGUUGUUCAUAAAACAUUAUAAAUAACUGAACAAGAUAAAUAAAACUAUUAUAGUUAAUGAAUACCUUUAAAAGUAUUCGAUUUGAAUAUUCUUACAUGAAAACAUACGAAGAUCGAUGUUUGCGGAAUAGCUUAAUGUAUCCGGAAACACUGUGAAUAUAACCUAAAUAAGAUUACGUAGUAAAUUUUCACGGUUUUAAACAAAGUUCAUGGAAUUUUUAACGUACAAAUCAUGUAUAAAUAUUCUAAUAUUCAAUAUCAAUUCAUUUUUUGAUUAUAUAUAAUUUUAUAUUUACUUCUUAUAACUGAGAUGUGAAAUAAAAGAAUUAAGUAAUUUAAUACAUAUAAAUAUCUUACAUGUAUGUAUAUACCAUACACAUAUAUGUCAAGUAGCUAUGUAUAUCUUUUUUUCAGUGAUUAAUAAGUAUUUUGUAAUUUUAUAAGACUUUGUGUUUCAUGUAUAAAUAACCAAGAUACAAUAACAUAAUUUAUAUUUAUAACAAUAAAACGUCAUAAAAAAAUAAGCGAAUAAAUAAACAUGUCAGAUACAGAAGAUUAUAUGUCAGAUAAAUUUUUACAUGGAAUUGAAAAAUCUACUUCAUCGAGUCUCAUAUAUCGACAUGCAGAUAAAAGAAAAUUUGAACUUAUGAAGAAGAAAACUCAAAUUGAAACAAAAUUGAAUGAAAAAAAUAGCAUAAAACAUAUUGAGGAAGAAAAAAGAGAAGCAGGUUUAUCCUCUGCAAUUACAAGUUCUAAUAAAGGUUAUGAAAUGAUUAUGAAAAUGGGAUAUAAACCUGGUCAAGGCAUAGGUAAAACAGGAUCAGGAAGGAUUGAACCAAUUAGCCUUGAAGUAAAAUUAGACAGGCAAGGUUUAGGAGAAGGAAUUGCAAAAAAAGAAAGGAAAAAGAAAGAUAAUUCGCAUCAGGAUAAAUUAGAUAAUAAGAGUAUGAAGGAUUUUCGAGAUAGAAUCGCACAAAAAAGAACAGAACAAUUGUUAAAGACAGACUUGUAUAAAAGUCAAAAAGUUUGUCAGAAAUUAGAUAUGCGACAAGAGAUAAAAAAGCCUAGAGAAAUGUGGUUUUGGUUACCUCAAGAUAAUGAAGAUGAUGAUAAUAGUGAUGCAGAGGAAGAUGAUGAUAUUUUGCCUGUUAGUGGAAAACUUGAAAUUUUAACUAAAUAUUUAAGAGAAAAAUAUUUUUAUUGUAUUUGGUGUGGAGUAGCACAUCUAGAUGAAGAUGAUUUAAGAGAUAAUUGUCCAGGAGAUACAAGAAAUGAUCACUAAUGCUAUUAAUUUGUAUUACUUCAAUGAAAAGUGCAUAUAAAUAAAAAAAAACAAAAUCGAAA